Magnolia sinica is the source of this 1634-nucleotide messenger RNA. Its product is annotated as GEM-like protein 1. NCBI's taxonomy places the organism in Eukaryota, Viridiplantae, Streptophyta, Magnoliopsida, Magnoliales, Magnoliaceae. The record is from RefSeq and is a predicted model, not a curated record. The coding region runs from base 455 to 1330 and encodes 291 amino acids. The transcript has 4 exons.
CCAUGAGGAGCCCAUGGUUCUGUCAUCCAGACGGUUGAUAUGAUGGGCUUCCUUGUCGAUGGUAUAUAAGUUAAAACCCCACUUAAUUGGACGGUCUCAGCUAUGUAAAGUUUGUCCUUUCUCGGUCGGGGUGAACAGUUGUUGUAUUUUCUUUCGUAACCGUUCAGUUACUGGCCAAUUAUUCACGGUUUAUCAUUUUUGAAAUAAUCAAAUUAAAUCUACACGCUCCAUCUAACUGGGGUCCACCAUUUUGACGGCUUGGAUUGAGGAAGCCACGUGUAAAUAAGGCUGGGUGCAUUCGCACGAAUUUGAAUAUUCACACCCCGCCAGUGUAUCUGUAUCUCUCCCCUUCAGAGUCGCCCGAGGAAAAAUUCCCGAUUCGUCAUCUCUCUCCAUCUCCAUUCAAAAACCCAAACAAAUCCUUUUCCUCGACGCAUCGUAAAAAUCGGCGAUUAUGGAUCUUCCUCGCACCGAACAAGUACCCGAUCCGAAGAAAUCUGAGGCCGCGCACUCCGCGGACUACGCCCCGUACCCGAAGGUCGAUCCCAAGGAUAUUGCUCCUCCUCCUCUCAGUCUGCAAACAUCCGAGAUAGGAUCUCAGCCGUCCGAUCCCCCACCCGUCGCUACUUCAACAUCCACAUCACCACAGAAAUCCGUCCGCUGGAGCCCCGAACUCACGACGGAGGCCCCACCUCCAACCGGACCCCAAGCCACCAGCAUGCCUCAAGAGUCAAAUCCUUACGUUUCUCCAUCGCCCGUCCAAUCAUCUUCUAAGAAUACGAUGGAGACGGUCCGCGGCGUGCUUGGCAAAUGGGGGAAGAAGGUUGGAGAAGCGACGAAGAAGGCCGAGGAUCUUGCUGGAAAUGUCUGGCAACACUGCCCCAGUGUUGCUGAUGCAGCGAUGGGGAGGAUUGCUCAGGGAACCAAAGUUAUAGCAGAAGGUGGUUAUGAAAAGAUAUUCCGACAAACUUUUGAAACUCUUCCAGAAGAGCAACUUAGGAAGUCAUAUGCUUGCUAUUUGUCAACAUCCGCGGGGCCUGUGAUGGGAAUUUUAUAUCUGUCCACUGCAAAACUUGCAUUCUGUAGUGAUAAUCCUCUUUCAUACAAAGUUGGAGACCAAACCGAAUGGAGCUAUUAUAAGGUGGUUAUUCCGCUGCAUCAACUAAAAGCAGUUAAUCCUUCAGCGAGCAAAAGCAAUCGUUCUGAAAAAUACAUCCAGAUCAUCUCUGUUGAUGGCCAUGAAUUUUGGUUCAUGGGUUUUGUAAACUAUGACAGUGCUGUCAAAAAUCUACAGGAAGCUUUGCAAGGCCAGAACGCACAAUCAGUUUGACCAUUGUUAGAUUUGGGAAUGCAGUUUCCACCAUAUCACAAGAUGCACAUCAUGGCUGCCAUGAGAUCGGCAUACAUGAUUACUUUGCUGUACUUGAAAUGUCUGGAGAAAACGUAGCUUCUUCAAGCUGGUUGAAUCUGUUUGCUGUUCUUGUAUCGAUUUAAUCAUUUUAAACAUUCAUUUUGUGAUAUCUGGGCAAACUGGUGUAAAUGCUUUAUUGUCGUGUUUGUGCAGAUCACAUUGUCAUAGUUCUACACAUUCUCAAUGCUGCUAGGUAAUAAGUAUUGUUGCUCUUGAUUUGAUA